Molecule: messenger RNA, 1286 nt
Organism: Gekko japonicus
Lineage: Eukaryota; Metazoa; Chordata; Lepidosauria; Squamata; Gekkonidae
Gene: VPS26B
Product: VPS26 retromer complex component B
Exons: 7
Coding region: 1-876 (291 amino acids)
Biological process (GO): retrograde transport, endosome to Golgi; intracellular protein transport
Cellular component (GO): retromer complex; endosome
Source: RefSeq, a predicted model, not a curated record
AUGCGCUCCCGAGGGCCUCUCCCUGCCUCCCACCCGAACAAGCGGCUGGAACACCAGGGCAUCAAGGUGGAGUUCAUUGGACAGAUUGAGCUAUAUUAUGACCGAGGGAACCACCAUGAAUUUGUCUCCCUGGUGAAGGACUUGGCCCGCCCUGGGGAGUUCACCCAGUCGCAGACGUUUGACUUCGAAUUCACGCAUGUGGAGAAACCGUAUGAGUCCUAUACUGGGCAGAAUGUGAAACUAAGGUACUUCCUUCGGGCCACCAUCAGCCGCCGACUGAAUGACGUGGUGAAGGAGAUGGACAUUGUUGUGCACACGCUGAGCACCUACCCAGAACUCAACUCCUCCAUCAAGAUGGAGGUGGGGAUCGAAGAUUGCCUCCAUAUUGAGUUUGAGUACAACAAAUCCAAGUAUCAUUUAAAAGAUGUGAUUGUUGGGAAGAUCUACUUUCUGCUCGUGAGGAUCAAGAUCAAACACAUGGAGAUCGACAUCAUCAAGAGGGAGACCACGGGGACCGGGCCCAACGUGUACCACGAGAACGACACAAUAGCGAAAUAUGAGAUCAUGGAUGGGGCGCCGGUGAGAGGAGAGUCCAUCCCCAUUCGGCUCUUCCUAGCAGGCUACGAGCUGACGCCAACCAUGAGAGACAUCAAUAAGAAAUUCUCUGUGCGUUAUUACCUCAACCUGGUGCUGAUCGACGAAGAAGAGCGGCGCUAUUUUAAACAACAGGAGGUAGUGUUAUGGCGCAAAGGAGACAUUGUGCGGAAAAGCAUGUCCCAUCAGGCGGCUAUUGCCUCGCAGCGGUUUGAAGGUACGUCCUCCCAGACAGAGAGCAGGACGGCCAGCCAGUCUGCAGAGAACAACGGACGGCAGUGAGACACCCGCGGAUCGCGCUCUCUGCAGAACCUCCACGGUCUCAGCCUGGAGACGCUGCGAAAAAAAAGGAGAAUACCGAACGAAUCUUUCAACAGAGACUUGAGAACACGAAUUAUCUGUUGGGUUUUGUGUGUUUCCUUUUUUUUUUCCCCCUCUUCAUUCCUUCCCACCCCGCCCCGAGGACUAGCAACUUGCAGGAUAGUGAGGGGGGAUCAGCCCAGGUGACACUAACAAUGCCGUCUUCUCUCUGCGUUCAGUAUUGCUCUGGCAUGCUGUGGUCCAAUGCCUUUUUUAAGUAGGGGAACGCGCUAGGUCAGGGGUCCCCAACCUUUUUGCGCCGGUGGGCGCAUUUGGAAUUCCGGCACGGCACGGUGGACGCAGCAACAAAGCGGCUGCCGCAGGAGGCAGAG